Molecule: messenger RNA, 1734 nt
Organism: Sebastes umbrosus (honeycomb rockfish)
Lineage: Eukaryota; Metazoa; Chordata; Actinopteri; Perciformes; Sebastidae
Exons: 10
Coding region: 346-1404 (352 amino acids)
Source: RefSeq, a predicted model, not a curated record
CUUGCGGUUUGUCGCACAUUAUGAAACAUGUUAAUUUGAGGAAUCCCUCAAAAUGAAACCAAAUUCUGUUUUUUAUAAACAACUAACUCUUAGUUAAGGUUGACUAAUACGGUGAAGAAAAGGUUAAAGAAACAAAUAAAACACUGUUUCUCCUGUGCUUAACCUACUUUAGACUGCAGUGGAGUGGACUUCAUUAGUUUCUUCCACCAGAUGGAGUUAGUGACUUGUAUCAUAAUUAUUUUCUGAGAGGAUGUCAUGAGCUGUAUUUCCUGGAUUAGCCAUUCUCCAUUCAAGCCUGUCACCAACAACAACUUAUCACUGUGCUGUUGCUCAUUUUGAUUAAAAAUGACCCACCCAACGGAUAAUAUUUUCCAUCCUGGACAAAAAAGUGUCCGGGGCCUACACACCCAGGAGAGCGGCGAGGAUGGCCUCUCCUCCAACAUGGAGCACAAGUUCAGUGAUGUGAAUUAUGCUGAAAGUGCUUUGUCUGUACCAGUUAAAGUCGUUAGCUGUGUGAGACCCAUUCCUAAAGAGGAAUUAGACAUCUUUGAUGCGACGCCAGGAAAGGUCUUGCCACAUCCAUUAGGGUGUCACCCUGUGUCUGCUGAGGAGCGGGUAAAUAAACCGUCCACUCUAGUUGUGGUUCAAAAACAAAAUUUUCCACCACAAGCCUUGUCAGAGAACAACCCGGAAGAGGAAACCGUUAUGGUUUUGCCGGGAACAGCAGCCAUUUCAGAGGGGCAGCCAGAUGUAGAGGUAGUAGCAGAAGGAAGCUGCAACAAGAUGGACACCGGGGAAAUACCUCUUGCAAAACCAAAAGGUCAACCACUGGGAUGGAGAAACAGCAGCCGCAGGAAAAGAGCUGCUGGGAAGUACCGAAAACUGUACCUUCUAUGUAUGAUGGCAGUCAUGCUGCUUCCUGUCUCUGAGGGCUUGCCUGGUGCUCAGCCUGCAGCAGACCUUUUUGCAGACCAAAAUCUUAAGUGUUUUACCUGCAUGGACAAGGCCAGAUGCCCUAAGUUGAUGAAAAUAUUCAACAAGGAUGACUUUCUUCUGUACGAUAAAGACCUCAAUGACACGUUUCCAGAAUGCUCUGUGAUGCCUCCGCCUGGCUCUAAGAGUUGUGGCGUGUGCCUUGACCGUUCCGAGACCAACAUCUUCUGCUUUAAGGAUGUUCAAGGAAAACUGGACAUGGAAUCUAGCGAUGGACUACAAAUUCUCAACAUCUCUUCAGUCUGUGUGCCACAGCAGCAGACCCCCGACCGUACAUAUGUUUGGUUGAUCCUUGGCUUUGCAGCCUUCUUUGUGAUCGUGCUGGUAGCGCUGGUAGCGCUGGUAGCGCUGGUAGCGCUGGUGCUUUCCAGGAGCUGCCAGAGAGAGAGGAUUGAAAGUGGUCAGGAGUGAAGAACACUGAAGAAGACAGCAGUGUGCAGAGGCCGGUCUCUCGCCAGGCCAAGUUAUUUCCAUCUACUAACAUAGCUUUAGCCAUUUAUAAAUUAUGUUUGUGGGGCAUGUAUUGUUUUUAAUUGUAUACUCUUUGAGAGAAAUGCUGCUUUAGACUGAUAAUUUGCCUGCGACUUUUGAUUUUUUUUAUUAUUGAUUCAUCUGCUGUUGUUUUCUUGAUAAAUGCAUUUAUAAUAGUUAGUGAGCUUUCUGCAAAAAUUUGCUUCAUGCAUAUACUGUACUGUACCUGCUGUCUUAAUUAAAAGCUGCUAUAAACAACAUAUGGUUCCG